CGUACUUCCCUGCCGAGCAAGGACGUUUUCUUCUGCAUGACUUGCAUCCUGGACUCGGCCGCCAUCGAUGCCGGCUCUCCUUCUCCGAGCGAGGUCCCCAUGGACGAACCGAUCUCAUGCCCCGUGGCUGCUACAAAGUCCUUGGAUCUGUCGUUCUUUGUCUCGUGCACCAACUUGACCUUGGACGUCCCCGACGGUGCCAACUCUAGCAUCGUCAACCUCACCCAUCAAACGAUGCAACGAGGGUAUGCGCUGGCCAAGACCAUGAUGCGCAAGGACUCGUCCUCGUCCCCUCUAUGGGAUGGCUCAAUCUACUGCCAGGUGACUGCACACCGCGGCUCCGAUGGGAAUGUGCCGCUCACGUUCCGCACAGAAACCCUACAAAAGUCAUCGUCCCCGCGCUUUGUCGUGGGCAUUGUACUGCCUGCCGCCGACCUGUCGCCGUCUGACACGGUGGAGUUCCAAUUGUUGUCUACCCAGGUCGAUUUUCGAGCCAAGCAGGCCACCGUGGAGCUGGCGACCACGGGGUUGGUACCUCUCCGUUUGCUUUUCGACGCCGCCGCUCAAUCUGGCCAGCUCAGCCUUCCCUUUAUCCAGCAGCUCCAGGGCGGACAGUCCUCAGCCACCGAUGGCACUAGCGUCGAUGAAGCCGAUCACUCCGCCGUACGACCUGAGCCUCUCCAGCCCACGAACAUGUUGGAACUAGUGUGGCCGCAUGUCGUGUCGGCAGCCACCAUGGCGCCGUUCGUACAAACCCACCGCACCCUGUAUCGAUGGCCCCAGCAACACCAAUCUGCGACAACGUUUUUUGACGAACGCGUGGCCGAAUCGUGGCUUUGUGCGACACUGCCACAGCAACUCUUGGCCCAAUCCAGGGACGAUAUCACGCAUCAAAUCAUGGCGUGGCAAGCUGUGCGGGCUCGCGCCGCGCUCGCUGAAUGUUUGUUUGACGAUGUCGCAUCCGGCUUGGCGCAUGGCUGCGAUGCGGUGCAAGUAGCCGUGCACCGUGCACGAGGGCUGCACCUAGGCAAUGCGCCGCCCCCAUUAACGUCGUCCGACUCGGUCACCGCGACGCUCCGCACGAGCAUGUUUGCAUUGGCCAAAUCAGUCAAAUCAUCAGCAAUUUCCAAGCUCCGAACGAAUAGUACCAAUGAAAACAUUCACGCGUAUUGCGAACUGCAGUGGUGUGACCCGCCCAUGAUGAACCCCUCGACCAUCGGGCGAACUAACACCAUCCUCAACAACCCCGAGCCCCGGUGGCGCCCAGAUCUACCCUCGGUGAAACUCCGUAGCCGCAUCGUGGACGACUCAGUGUUUGAAUUCUAUCGACCUAGGAAUGACUCGAUGCAAGGGUUUCUAGACUGCCACGUGUUAGUCGACCCAGCCAAAGGAACGAGUGCAAAAUCCAGUCGAAAAUCUCAUGUGUCGCUGGGCGUGGCGAGGCUGCCGUUAGCGCAGCUGCGCCAGGUAGUAGUCGAGGGGGGUAGUAGUACUAGUACCACCUACUACUUGUUCCAAGACUGGGUGCGGCUCCACCAACGGGGGGACGACCCCGACGGUUUGUGUCGGUGCGACGAUGGCGGCACUUGUGUUGGCGAAGUGGACGUCCAUCUAGCAUUGACUCGAGCGAGUCCCAUACAUGCAAAUCCGCCGCCGCCGCCGCCGGUCGUGAUGGCCGAGAGGCUGCCGUGGCUCCAGGCUUCGAGUCCAUUAGCGUUGCUCCCGAUGCUGGUACCGUCCACGACAUUUAUAGACAAGCAUAUCGCAGCCUUGAUCGAGCACAAGGCGACUUUGGACAACCUUAUCGCGAUCUCUCAGCAAUGGGUGACGGAGGCCAAAUCGACCCGGUUCAAAUCAAGCCAUGAUAAAAAGUCGAGCUCACUUCAACACAUACCCACAAAUUUGCACGUGAGCUGGCUCCACCACUGGUCUACUUCCCCUUGUACUUGUUCGACCCUGUCGACAGUGUCAUGCGGUAUACCAGCAGCCCACGCGCUAGGCCUAGACACGGACUUGGUCCAAUUGAAUGACCUUCUCACGGACCUAGCCGAAGACUGUGUGGCACUUCAUGCGUCCAUGUCUGCCGCCGAUCGGGCAUCCUUUGGGGUCUCGGGCUUGUCCAACGGGUACGAUGAAUCAGUGGAAGCGUCUCCUGCCACGUCACUGCCCCCCGACGUCGCGCCGCGGGCGAUGGCAUCCCGCCUCAACUCGCUCUACUCGUCCGCCAAGCGCAACUUACCCCCCGUUCCAUCGGCCUUCAAAUCCGCCACAUCCCUUGGGGAUAAUCACCACCAGACAGCGCCUUCCCCCCUCACAAGUCUGUGGGCCCGAGCCCUCCAACUCGAAGCAACGCAUCAACUCCGCAAGACUAUGGUGGUGGCGCAGGCUUUAACGGCGCUCACUGCCGCGUUCCAGUCGGCAAUUGUCAUGACGAUGCAGCAAGGGCCAGUGGUGUGGGCGGACCGGCUCGCGCUGUGGCAACGUGUGGGAUUUUUGUGUGGAUGGGAGAGUUUGGUGAGUUCGCAGGGCAAAGAGUUGCAUAUGCUCCACGACGCCCAAGUUGGCAUCUUGGCGUGCCAGCAAUUCCAGUUUCAAUUGGUACCAUCUAAUACUGAUGACGUGGCAGUCUGUGGGAAAAUCGUCCAAGUGCCCGUGGACGGGCUGGAUGUGGGGGGAGGAGAUCCGAUUCCGAUUGUGUGUGUAUUGUUUACCCAAGGCAUCAACGAAAUGCAAAGCCUCGCCAACAUGUCGGCCCAUCUUGGCGGCGGCGGCGUAGUGUCGACGCAAUCUCAAAUCAACACGACCAACUUGAUUGCGUUACAUGAGUACCACCAAGCUGCUACCAAGGCGAGCCACGUCAUUUCUGUGGACACUGACCUGGACCAGCUGCGGGCCGCCGUGACCCACGAGAACGGCGCCAGUAAAAACACCCACAUAUUGCACUUGGCGGCCCGGGUCGUUCGGGCAUUGGGCGGGGCGCGGGUCACGUGCUGCAAAAGCGGCAAAGAUCGAACGGCUAUGAGUGUGACCUGGGAACAGGCGGCUUGGGCCUCGUCGUUGGACCAGAUGCUGCAAACAGAAAACGACGACGACGACAAGAGUGAUAAGGAUGUGCUGGUGCUGGCUAACCUCAUGCGCGAGUUUGGCGUGCGAUUGGAUGUGGCGCAUAAGAACGUCGGACACAAGCGAUACUCGUUCAAUGCACUGCAGCGGAAACUUCUGCCGCCCAUGUACCGCCCGCCCGUGUCGACGAUUCAAGACAUGGUCACGUCCGUGGCCCUUCGAGAUUCCUAGUGGAAAUAUAGCGUGUGACCUAGAUUAGUACUACAAUAAAUACUACUAGUACUACUACUAGUAUAUGCAACAAGAGUGGUGUUGGUUUGGUUUGGAUGGG
This is a messenger RNA of Aphanomyces astaci, 3394 nucleotides long. RefSeq lists its product as hypothetical. The coding region runs from base 37 to 3294 and encodes 1085 amino acids. The record is from RefSeq and is a predicted model, not a curated record. NCBI's taxonomy places the organism in Eukaryota, Oomycota, Saprolegniomycetes, Saprolegniales, Verrucalvaceae. The transcript is spliced from 6 exons. Gene Ontology annotation, cellular component: cytoplasm. Gene Ontology annotation, molecular function: phosphatidylinositol-3,4-bisphosphate 4-phosphatase activity.